Messenger RNA from Chiloscyllium plagiosum (whitespotted bambooshark), 6759 nucleotides. The record is from RefSeq and is a predicted model, not a curated record. Lineage: Eukaryota; Metazoa; Chordata; Chondrichthyes; Orectolobiformes; Hemiscylliidae.
CCGAAUUCUAGACCGAUGCAAAUGGACAAUGUAGCAAUCUGUCUUGCCAGCCUGGGAUUCGUUUUGAAGGAAAUCAAGGGACUGUUGAAGAAGAGUUUCUGGGAGGCCAGUCACACCCUCACUCGAGUAGCCAAUCCUUAUGGGAGUAGUAGUCACUUACUCCAGAAGGAAUCACACCAUCAACUUAAUCCUGUUCUCUCUACACUUCCAUCCAUACGUUUUGAGCGGAUCACCAUUCCAAGGCCAGAUUGCCCAAAUGAAGUGCGGACAUUCACGUUUUACCUUUGUAAUGUCGGCAGGGAUAAUCCCCAGUGCAGCUUUGACUGUAUUCAGCAGUAUCAAUCCCGCUUCGGUAAUGUGAUGUUAGACUGUCUUGGAGGCAUACAGGAUAAAAUCACUGUGUGCGCGACUGAUGACUCCUACCAAAUGACCAGGGAGCGUAUGACUCAAGCAGAGGAGGAGACUCGAAGUCGUGGCGCUAUAGUUAUUAAACUGGGAGGCCGAUACAGAGCUAAAAGGGUGCUUCGCAAACCAGCACCUGGUAUCCCUGAUGCUGUUCCCCAAAGGAGGCGACCAACACCAGUGAACCUGGCAAAUACAAUGAAGAAAUAUGUCAGCAACGUUUCUGAUCGGCCCUAUCGAGACCGGGUUAUCCACUUGUUGGCUCUAAAACCUUACAAGAAACCAGAGUUAAUUCUUCGAUUGCAGAAGGAUGGAAUCACCCAACAGGAUAAGGACUCUUUGGAAAAUCUCUUACAACAGGUAGCUAACCUGAACGUUAAGGAUGGCACCUUUACCCUGAAAGACUUUGCCUACAAGGAGAUCCAGAGAGAUUGGCCUGGGUACUCUGAUGGCGACCAGCAGUUACUGAAGAGAGUUCUUGUUCGGAAAUCCUGUCAACCACACAAUGCCACUGGGGGCUCUGGGGAGACACCUUCAUCAAGUCCAAAGGACAGUGCAAAUUCAGCCUCUCCACCACAGAAACGCUCACUACCCAACGAUUUCAUUGAUCCUCUGGCCAAUAAGAAGCCAAGAAUAUCUCUGUUGACCAGCCGGGUUCCACCAACUUUAAAUGGCAGGUUAAAUCCAUCCAAUGGGAAAGAAACAGGAGCUCCUUCAGUGCAAACCGCUGCAGCCGAUUCAAUUAGCUCCACCUCUACCUUGCCAAUGCUUGUGGAGAAUCAGAGACCGAACAAUCUUUCAUCAGAAGUCAGCAACGAUUCGAGUCACAACGGCCGGGACUCAGAAAGCCAGGAGACCCCAGAGCGAGCAGUUUGCCCACGGCCCCCUCAUUUUCCUCGUCCCAGUGCACCUUUACUCCACGUCAAGUCAAAGAAAAAAUCUAAAAAGCACAAAGACAAGGAGCGAGUGAAGGACAAAGGAGGCAGCGAGAAAGGGUGCGGAGAGCUUGUAAGAGACAGUGAGUUUCUUCAGAGUUGCAAGGAGCAGAAGAAAACUGUUCCACCAAAGGCUGCAGGGUUGAAUGGGAUGUGCAACAGCUCAAGUGUUCCAACAUCAACAUCAGAUGUGCCUGAUUAUUUACUCAAAUACUCAGCAAUUGAGUCACAGGAGCAGAGACAAGGUUACAAAACUGAUUUCAAUGCAGAGUACAGUGAGUACCGGGACCUGCACUCCAGGAUCGAGAGCAUCACCAGGCGGUUUACACAGCUGGACGCUGAGCUGAAGCAGCUCUCUCCCGGGUCUGCAGACUACAAGAGUACACAUGACCAGAUCUUACAGGAGUAUCGGAAAAUCAAGAAGACGAAUCCCAAUUACAGCCAGGAGAAAUAUCGCUGUGAAUAUCUACACAACAAACUGGCUCACAUUAAGAAAUUGAUAGCAGAAUACGAUCAGAAGCAGCUGCAAUCCUGGCGUUAGCGUGACUACUUUACCACCAAGAGACAGAAAGGGAGAGCGAUACAGCAAGCAAUUGCAUCUAAUUGUGUUUCCAGCUUCCCCUGUGUGUGUGUGUGCUUCACAAGAGGAGGAAACUGCACCGACUGAGACCAGCACUAACUUUAAUUAGAGAAACUUGUGGGGAUGGGAGGGGGGACCCCAGUCAGUAACUGUCUAGUGAGGAGAGUUUAGUGUUCUAAAGGACAAAGGCUUUUAAAAAUAAUUGGAAGAUGUACCCAGGACUUGCUGUUCAUUGUGUCCCCUGACUCCUCAAACAAACAGUGUCUUCUCCCCCUCACCUGACUCUUCAGACUCUUCCUUCUGGGAGUGAUGUUUUUGCUGCUGUUGCCUUUGUCUGCCUUCUUCACUGUACAAGAUAUGGUCCAAGUGUUAGAUGUAAAAUCUGCCAUCCAAAGAGACUGGUUUGAGGGGUUGGAUCUGUCUGUUCAAACACCAUUUGCCCUGGUUUUGUUUGGCGUUAAAUGCUCUCUCUCCUCGUAAGGUAUUUCAAGUGUCUGUUCAGAAACACCAACAACUGCAAGAACUGGUGAUUCUGUGGCAGCACUCUGCUGCCUCACUGGGUUGCAGGUAUAAAUGACAGCACAUAGUGAGCUGACUCUGAGGAUAUGUCACUCCUAAGUGUCAGUCAGGCACCUGUUAAUGGUCACACUGCAUCUGCUUCUCAAGGUUUGCCUAAUGCUCUAGCUGUCUGAAACACCACCCACCAACUCCAAGAAGAGAUGAAUGAAUGAACUCAUUUAAAGGUGUUAUUUACUAUGAUCAGUGCAACUGGACAACUGCUGCAAUGAAAUGGCAUCUUCUGCCAACAGGCCAGGUAAUGAUCAAAUGUCAGUGUUCAGUGCUGUGACCCCGAACCAGACAGGAAUGGAUGGAAUCACAAUCAAGUGAUUAUAGAAAAAGAUAUAAUGAAUAAUGUUUUGGCAAUGAUGGGAUCCAGAACUACUACACUGCCUAAAAGACUCACUUUCGUGCCAAUGUCUCCCACAAGAACCUCUAUUGUGGUGCUUUGGGCGUGAGACUAAGUUUUUAUGUUCUAUUCUUCAUUGUCCCUUGCUCCCCUUCCCCCCCCAAGGCAGAUGACAGCUGGUUAUGUCACGAACCUUUGCCUGGGGGGGGAGGGGGGGCGGGGUCUUGCCUCCCUUCCAGAGAUUCAACUGUGGCAACUCCCCGUCCUCUCUCCAAUCCACCACCACCACCAUUUCACCUUUUCCCCCAGGCAGCCGCUGCUGAUUAAUGUUUGUGCAUUAUUUAUUUUAUGUAUUUCUGGCUCCUGUCCCUUUAACUAGGUUCCUGACAUUAAAGCCAUCUCUUGACCCUAAUUUGCACUUGCUAUGCAACUUGCCUUCCACACUCUCUCGUCCUUGAGUUGUUGAGAUACGUUGGGAUGUUAAUUUCAACAGUCUAAGAAAAUACAAUGUGUUUUUAACCCAUUGCAAAGCACAUUGAGAAAUAUGACUGGUACAGUUUAGUCAGAUUAAAACAUAAGAGGGUGCAACAUUCAAGCAGAAUCAAGUGUUCAGUUUUCUCCCUUUCAGUCUACAUUAUGAUUCUUCCCUUCCUAAGCUAGUCCAGUUCGAUGAGAUGGACAAAGAAUAGUUUAAAAUCUACACUGGAUACUAAACUGCAGCUUAAACCUGCACUGGAGAUAAAGGAAUGACAUUUCAUUAAAUAUUUCCAUACUUGAAAAUCCAAAUUGUCAAGUUCUUUGUCCCACCUGGUUCCUUCAGUUUUGGUAACUGUGAUUUAGGAUUCGCUUCUCACCAAGUGCUGAAUUCAUUCGCAAACACCAGCAGCUACUGGAGCUGAUUUGAGCCAGGGUCCACUGUCUUAUUUGUUCAGCAUUAAUCGGAUUUCAGUCAGCAGCCUGACACUAUUCCCUACUGCUUGAAAUUUGAUUCACUGAGUUUGAAAUAGCAACAGAUUUGAUCAGUACGUUUUUGAGACGUUACCUGUCAUGGCUGAGGAAGCAAGUAUCACCUGGGUUCAAAACUCCUGUCUGCACUUGCCAAGGUUCUGAAUGGGUCGACCUGUUUUGAACCUGUUAUUCUUCCCUGCUGUAUUUCCACAGGCUCCCACUGUUUCUUUUGAGUGAUUUGUUUAUUUUCUCUGAUUGUGGGAGAUCUGCGAACUGUGGGACAUCUGAAGAUAUUCUGAACAAGUUAAUGGCUAUUAAGUGCUGACAUAGCUGUCCCCUGGGAGUUUAAAUAGGAUCUUCCAGUCAUGUCUUGAGCAAUUCUUUGAGUAUUUUAAUUUAUUUAGAGUUGGAACUGUGAAUUGUUUUCCCAGCAAGGGCUCAGUCCACAACUGGAAAGCAUGAAGUAGGAAAUUAGGCGUUUUCAUUUUUUUUUCAGUGUCAGUAAAUGUUAUUAUUUUCCCAGUCGAACAGCAACAGGGUCAGGUCUUCUACUGCAGCCCACAAUGGACAGGAUUAUAUUUUCACGGCUGAAAUUGGAGUUCAGAAACAUGUAGCUGUGUGCUGAACAUGUAGCUGUGUGCUGAACAUGUACUGCAGGUGCCAGUGAGAACUGUAUUUGCAGGAGGUUCAAAUGGCACAGUAUUUGACUGAUUGUGGAGACUAAUGAGAAUCAACACCUUGAAUAUGAGGAUAACCUAAUCAAACCUGACAUUGUUUCCUUUACACAGAAGACAGCAGAAUGGUGUUCAUACCUGUCCUAGCUUGCCAGUAUUCUAGCUCCAUCAAAGUGAUGCCUAAACAUCAAGUUAUACACAGAUACAGCUUAACUGAGUGCAGACAUCCCGAGUCCCGUAUAAUACCAAUAGAUUCAACGUAUUCAAAGAGGGUAAAGUGGGUGGUGUAGGUUCCUCAGGAAUUUGUCUAGGAGCUGACCAUUCGGAGGACUAUUGAGUGUCGUUGUCAAGUCUUGCUUCAAUGAAAUGUGCCCUCCUCCCUACUGUUUUAGCAUUGUCCCAGCCCCACCGACCCUUAAGCCCAGCCUCUUCUGACACCCUUGCCCUAGUUCCUGCUAACCCCUGAGCCCUCACCCCCAAACUGCAUAAUGAUGUUCCCGCGCCACCAGCCCUGCUCUGUGCCCAGUUUUCCCCAAACCACCUCAUGCUUGAACUUUUUUCACACCAGUGGCCUCCCCAUUGUGAUUUAUCCAGAUGUAUCACAGAUAUUCUCCUGAUAAUAUCAUCCCAAACUCAAAUCUUCCAAGUUGCAGCCAAAACCUGCUAUUCUAAAUUUGCUGAAACCCGCACGGCUGCUUCUGAAAUUGAGAUCUAUAUUCCAGUACCUAAUACACUCAAUGGAUGCUUUGAGUUAAAAUUUAAAGCUAAUUUAGGAGGGUGCAUCAUAUCACUAGUGCUGGGAAUGUGCCUAAUUCCGGAAGACUUCGAAAUGUUAGUGUUUUUGUACUGCAGCCUGUAUCUUGUAAAAGUAUCAGACCAGCUUACUGGCAUUCCAGUCCUCCAACACUCCCUUGCCUCCGCUUUAUCUAACCACUUCUCCUCCUCUUUCCUGCUUGUCCUCCUCUCCCUCUCUCUCUCUCCCCCUCCCUCCCCAAUCCUCUCUUCCCACCUCCGCCCUGACUCUGCCCCCUUCUCUCCCUCUCACUCUCCAAUCAUUCCUCCUCCUCCCCCCCCUGCCCUAAGAAUACUUUUCCCUUUGUACAUAUAUAUAUUGAUCAUUCCCUCUGUUCAAUAUGCCUGAUGUCUUGAGGGUACUCACAAUGAGUAGCACGUUUUGCCUCUGAGUGAGGAGGUGGUGGGGUCAAGCACCAGUUUAGGACUCGUAAUAUGUAAUCUCAGCUGAUGCUGGAGGAGGGGUGAGAGUGCUGCACAGUUGAGGGUUUGCUCUGGGGAGGGAUCAAACUCGGUGUUCUCUAGAAUACCCACAGGAUUGUGUUGGAAUCAGUCAAAAACCAAAUGAAUGAAUUAUCUCCCUCGAUAACAUUUGUGGGAUGUUACUAUUGUGUUCACCUUGCUAAUGACAUUGCACAUCAGUGUGAGUCCUUGUUUGAGAUAUGUCUAAAAUGUAAAUCUGCUCUUUAAAUGUGUUAUGCCCUAACUGACUUCAGUGUUACAGAUGAUCAGAAUGGUGCUAUCAUUCCUUCCCCUUCUGUUCCACAUCUUGGGCUAGAGCCUUUCCCCACAUGACCUCCACUAAGGCCAAUUGUGAAAGAGGUGGUGGUGAACACUGGGUGUGAUAGAGCGUGAUUCAGAUUUUUUUAAAUCUUCCUCAGUUGCGAUUUUCUGUUUACCACAAGGAAUGAGUGAAAUUUCUUAUGCUACUUCAUAUUCAUUGCCACACAGGGAUUGGUGAGAGGAGUUGUGUGUGUAUAUACAGUAAAUGGAUCAGUAUCUGGCAGGAAGGAUUAGGAAACCAGUUUGGUUUGGUGGUGCCUGUCCUGCUUUACUUUUGGGUUUUUGCAUAAUCAGCAUCCAAAGCUUUAUUCUUCCAUCCUGGUGUUUGAAAGAGAUUUCUCAUUUAUGACUUACUGAAUGAACCAGGAGGCUGAGUAGCUGGACUGGCAUCUGCUACCUUGCUACACCCUAUCCUGUGUUACAGUAACACAAAUUGCUGGAGGAACUCAGCAGGUCUGGCAGCACCUGUGCAGGGAAUACAUAGUUAACAGCUGUGAAGAAGGAUCAUGACCUGAAACGUUAAUUCUGCUUUCUCUUCACGGAUACUAUCAGAUCUGUUGUUUCUCCAGCAGUUUCUGUUUCAGAUUUCCAGUAUAUGCAGCUUUGUUUAUUAUCACAGUGUUAUAAUACCAGUUCCACCCAAGUCUGAGAGAAUAUUUCUGAAUUUAAAAAAAUACAAAAAUUUAAACAUUUUUGAACCUUCUGGAGUUUAAAUAAAACUAUUUUUUGAGAACAGUA